GUAAGCGCUGCGGGGCGGGGCCGGGGGCUGAACCGCGCCCCGAGCCGGGACCGGCGCGGAGCUGCUCCCCGUCCCCUCGGUGCCGCCGUUCCUCCGGGCAUGGGUGCGGAGCGAGGCGGCGGAGCGGAGCUGCCGUGCGGCUCUGAGCGCGCGUGGGGGCGGCCCCCGGGGGGCUCCCGGCCCAUGGCCUUCAUGAUGAUAAAAAAGAAGAAGUUCAAGUUCCGCGUGGAGCUGGAGCUGGACGAGCUUUCCUCCGUGCCCUUCGUUAACGGCAUCCUUUUCUGCAAGGUGCGGCUGCUGGACGGCGGCAGCUUCAGCGGGCAGUCUUCCCGGGAGGUGGUGCAGGCAAAUUGUGUCCGCUGGAAGAAAAAAUUCAUAUUUAUGUGUAAAAUCAGUGCCAGCGCCACAACAGGGAUUCUGGAUACUUGUAUCUGCAGAGUGUCUGUGCGGAAGGAGUUAAAAGGAGGAAAGGCCUAUGCAAAGCUGGGCUUUGCAGAUCUAAAUCUAGCAGAGUUUGCUGGAUCAGGAAAUACCACUCGUCACUGUUUACUAGAAGGUUAUGAUACCAAAAAUACAAGACAAGAUAACUCCAUUCUCAAAGUGUUGAUCAACAUGCAGCUCAUGUCUGGAGACCCAUGCUUUAAAAUGCCUCCUUCCACAGCAAUGUCUUUAGCAAUUGCUGGAGAAUCAGAAUCCCUGCAUGAAGACAGAAAAGGCAGAGAAGACUUAAAAGUAGUACAUCUGGGUAUAGCAGAUGCUUCAUCAAGGAGCGCCUCAGUCCCUGACGAAAUUGGUGCUUGCGGACAUUCCAGAACAUCAAGCUAUGCAAGUCAGCAGUCGAAACUGUCAGGAUACAGCACGUGUCACUCUAGAUCAGCCAGUCUGUCAGAACUCUGCCACAGGAGAAACACCUCAGUGGGGAGUACCUCAACAGGAAUUGCAAGUAUUCUAGAACCCUGCGAAGAGACUGAGCCAAAAGUAACUAACAUUGAUACAUCUAUUAAAGAUGCAUCAUCAGAAAAACUGUGCAGACGUCCCAUAAAGCAAGAUUCUGUGGAGUCACAGCUGAAAAGGGUUGAUGCUACCAGAGUUGACGCUGACGAUAUAGUUGAAAAAAUACUCCAGAGUCAAGACUUCAGUUUAGACUCAAGUGCAGAAGAAGAAGGUUUAAGAUUAUUUGUAGGUCCUGGUGGAAGCACUUCUUUUGGAAGCCAUCAUCUACCUAACAGAGUAGGAUCUGGGGCAUAUGAGCAGGUGGUGAUAAAACGCUAGACUAGAAUGACUUGACCAGAAGAGGAAAACAUGGAACGCUGGCAGCAAUUUUCUGAUUCACAUUUCCUCAAUUGCAAGAAUUGUGAAAGCCGAACUUUGUGUGAACUUGUUUUUGGAAAAGUAACGGAACGCCUCUUGCUCAUAGAACUUUAUCUUCUCUGAUACCAAGGCAAUGUCUAGAUGUCUACAUGUUGUGCAAGUACUUGGACUGUUUUUAUAAGCUGCACCUUAUGUUGAGUGAAUUAUGCAUUAAGCUGUUCCAUACAUUUUUAGAAGCAUGAUUAAGUGGGUCCAAUUUCAAUGUUUUACAUAGGAGGUCACAUGUGGCUAUGUAUCCUGCAGUUUCUUUUCCAAAGAAACUUCAAGAAGUCAUAAAUGAGCCCAAAUAAAUGAAUUAGGAUCAAAUUGAGUCUACCUGCCAUUAAAGCCUUAGAGACUUAGACUCUUGCUUCUUGACUUAGACAAGUUAAGUCUAAGUAUCACACGAAGGUUACAGCUUCUCUAGAGCUCUGUUCUAAACAGCCAAAAUCUUCUCUUAAAAGUGCUGAAGUGUGGUUGAAGAACGGAGAUGAAAAUUCACAUGCAUUAAAAAAGACUCAGUAGAUGUAAACCAGCCAGUAAUAGGUUGUGUUAGUUGUAACUGACAUCUAGAUGCUUGCACGUAUCAAAUACAAUGUACAAGUGACAAAAUAAGUGGGAUACAUCAAAAUACCAGUGCCCAGUAGUGUAUUACUGAGAAAGCUGGUUGUUUGCUUUAGCAUUGUUAAGGAUGGAGUUCAUAAGCCUCUUACACAGAAAUUUGCUUCUGUGGGCAAACCUAGAGGUUCAGUGGGAUGGUACCAUUUACAAACCUCACCAGAGGUUUACUACCACUUUCAACUUUUUAUUGUAGCUUAACCCUCCCCAGUUAGUGCUUUGCUAGUGUUCUGAAGGUGCCUUGAGGGGCAGGGAAGGUACAGAGAUAUUAAACUAUUUACAAAGCAAUUUAAGCUUUAAAACUAGGUAAACAUCUAAACUACUACCAGUAUAACUUAUUAAGAUAAGCACUUUACUGUUUACAUAUUCUACACACUGAAAAAGAAAUACUGUGCAACAGAUUUGCCUUUUCACGUUGAAGACUUAUUCCUUCACUAUCUGUCCACUGUUACAUUAAGGAAAAUGUACUGUACUUAAAUUUGCACAAAUAGUUAUUUGCUUGCCAGAUGAGAAAGAUGAAUGAAGAAAGAAAAUUCUUGAAAGUUUCAUUGAGAAUUAUGAAAGAAUCCAUAUUUCUAAUGACAUAUUUCCAACGACAUAUUUCUAAUUUGGGCUUAGAUCUGCUGUAUUUUGAAUUGCAAACUGCAGGUGACCUGUAUUUUGUUACAACUGAUUGUAUUAUUAAUCAGCAAGAAUUAAAGAAUACAAAUAACAGUGGUCGUUUUAGAAAGCUCUGAACCCUUUAAAUUCUUCUCAUAAGGAAGUCUGACAUCCUUUUAUUGAAGUAUAAGUAGGCCUUAUUUAAUCGGUUUAAUCAGGAAAAAUCAGACUUUGUUUUCCAUAAAUAUGUAGUAGUUACUAAACUCACUUGUGUUUUUAAGGAAGUUUCAGAGUUUGAAGCUGGAGUAGCGUUACUGAAUAUGACGAGUGAGUAAUUAUUCUAUUAUGGUACUUAAAUAUCUAUUUCCUACUCUAAACUAUAAUCUAAACAUUUUAAUGGGUAAAAAUAACUAAUGCAAAGAUUACAUUUUAGCUGCUGUUCAUGUAAGUGUGGUAUUAUCUAAAAUUUCGUUGGAGAAAUAGAUAAACAGACAAUACCUAACUGCUAGCAUCCUCUCUCAGAGCCUGAUAGUUUCCUAAUUUGUACAAAAAAAAAACAACCUCACACAUUCUACUGCAAGGCAGAAGAUGCAUGAAAAUUGUAUUAUGUCGCUUUCGGUACUCCUAAACACUGCUACACAUUUUUGACUAAUCUAGUAAAACCAGUAUUAGUUUGAUGUUAGUUUACUUAGGUUUACUAGGAAAAAUAGGCAAAGCUAGAAGAAAUGUAGAAACGCUGUACAGCUACCUAUGUAAUUCUAAAGGGGAAUUUCCAUAGCCCAGAUUUGUAUUCUAUGUUAAAAUCUACAGCUAACCGUCACAGAUAGCUAUUUGUGUACCAGAAACCAAUUAAUUUCUUGCCUGAGCAGAUUUUUUUUAUUUUUUAUUUUUUAAGUAGGAGAAAAGUUUCACAUGGAAAUCAAGCUUUAAAUAAAGCUGUGUUCUGGCAUUUUUAUUGUUCAUACUUCAAGCUACAAUUCUUUCCCAGGUAAUUCUGUAAUUGUGCAUAUUUUAGAUGGAACAUAACCUUAAUACGUAAAUAUAUUUUCUUUUUUUGUAAACUAUGUUGUAAGAAUACUGGACACAUGUUGUGAACUGUUUCGGAUACAUUUUCUAACUAUAUUUAAUGCAAAUGUCUCAGACAUGCAAUAAACUCAUGUUGCAAAGAAAA
Numida meleagris (helmeted guineafowl) is the source of this 3739-nucleotide messenger RNA. It is a transcript of the gene EEIG2, whose product is annotated as family with sequence similarity 102 member B. The transcript is spliced from 11 exons. The coding region runs from base 100 to 1272 and encodes 390 amino acids. The record is from RefSeq and is a predicted model, not a curated record. Lineage: Eukaryota; Metazoa; Chordata; Aves; Galliformes; Numididae.